Phanerochaete carnosa HHB-10118-sp is the source of this 192-nucleotide messenger RNA. RefSeq lists its product as uncharacterized. Gene Ontology annotation, biological process: intracellular calcium ion homeostasis. The transcript has a single exon. Gene Ontology annotation, cellular component: intracellular membrane-bounded organelle. Gene Ontology annotation, molecular function: P-type calcium transporter activity. The annotation marks the transcript as partial. NCBI's taxonomy places the organism in Eukaryota, Fungi, Basidiomycota, Agaricomycetes, Polyporales, Phanerochaetaceae. The record is from RefSeq and is a predicted model, not a curated record.
GCGGUGCCUGAAGGUUUCUCUCUGGCGGUCAUGCUCACACUCGCUUUCACAAUGAAGUGUAUGACCAGGGAAGAGAUUUCAGUCCAUGUCUUUGGCCCUUGCAAGAUGAUGGCUAAUGCCUCUGUUGUGUGCACCAACAAGAUCAGUACACUUACACAAAACGAGACAACUGUCAUCGCCGGUUCUCUCGGC